Drosophila mauritiana is the source of this 1665-nucleotide messenger RNA. RefSeq lists its product as uncharacterized. Gene Ontology annotation, cellular component: dystrophin-associated glycoprotein complex; sarcolemma. The transcript is spliced from 6 exons. The record is from RefSeq and is a predicted model, not a curated record. The coding region runs from base 344 to 1552 and encodes 402 amino acids. NCBI's taxonomy places the organism in Eukaryota, Metazoa, Arthropoda, Insecta, Diptera, Drosophilidae.
UUUUCGCCUCUUGGUGCGUACAGUUGCACUCACGAUCCGUCCAAUCCGCUUAUAUUUUUAUUUUUUUAUUAUUUUUUUAGUUCAGCUUCAGUUCGAUUUUGUUUUGAUUUCAGUUCGUUUUUAGUGCGGUUCGGUUUUUCUUCUUCUUUUCCUUUUUGUUUCAUUUUGUGAACGCUGCUUUCCCCGCCUUCGCUGUUCUCCAACGCAACGAUUCCGAAUCGGACUUUCGUUUUUCUGUUGCGAAUGCCGCCGAGAGUACUAUGCUCGUAGCACCUGAAGCACUGCUUCCGCCUGGUUACCUCCUAGUUCCGAAAUGUCCAUCUAGCCAGGCGAUUGGGGAGUCAUGCCAGUGCAGCAAGUGCGUCCCGUGAGCACCUACGACAACUUGGGCGUCUCCCAGUCCAGGCAGCUGACGGCCGCCGGUAUGGCUGGCGAACCGGAAGCGGAAGUCGAAGUGGAGCUCAAUGGCAGCCACACCAGCCACAGCAUAGCCGCUGUGAAGGCGGCUCUCAACGAUGCCAAGUCCAAGUUCUUUGGCAUCAACAACUAUGAGUCACCCGUGGCCAGCAAGAGUGCAGCCGGAGUGACGACGAUGGCCAAGCCGGAGCCAAGGUACCAAAAUGUUCCGCAACGCGAGGAGCUGCCGGCAGCGGCUGCUCCCGAUCCUCCAGCGCAACCAGCACAGCCGCCGGCUCCAGCUGGCGAUCAUAGUAGGGCACUGCGCUAUGCGACCACCUACGAACAGAUUCCACUCAGCGACUUGGAAGCACCGCAGGCAUCGCAGGCCGUCUACAUGAGCACCACAGUGCCGCAGAACAUGAAGGGCAUGAAGAUCGCCGGACGACAUACGCCAACUCGCAACAGCCUGAGGCACAGCCGCAUGAUCGUUGUCAAUCACAAAAACCACGACAGUCUCCAGGCCACCAGGAAUCUGAAUAUAUCGCGCCAGCUUCUGGUUAUGCAAUUAGCUGUGGGCCUGUUCAUUGUGGCUCUUGCCGCUUGGAUACUAAUCCUGGCCCCCAAUGCGUCCAUAUUGAUUAAUCCGUAUCUGAGUGGACUGUCGCUGCUUUUGGCCAGCAUUGCCGGGCUCAUACUGCUGCGACGGGAUCACAAGAUCACGGAGCACCGACCGCCCAACAGUUGCUACAAGGUCCUGCUGGCCGAGUCGUAUGUGUUCACUGGCCUGGCGCUAAUCUUCUGCUGCUUGGCCCUCGUCUGUGCGGCCAUUGAGUUCGCGGAGCUCAUCUCAUCCGCAGACGGAGAAUGUGGCCCAACAUCGAGCUCACUGCUUAGCUAUCACAAUUGCACAUGCUUGGCGGCAGGUGAAGUGGUGGCCAACUACUCCUCCUCCGAGGCUUCAGCAACAGCAUUCGCAGCUGGCCAGGAGGAGCCGUCACAAAACGAUGGUUGUGCCGAGCUUCGGAUCGAAUGGAAGUAUCUGCUCGCCUUCUCCAUGGCGCUCAACACUCUGGGCGUUGUUGCAACAUUCUUAUACAUAACGCUAUUUAUUUGUUGCCACCGCAAGCGAGAACACUUUUACACGUCUGUGUAGGAUAUUACUUAAAUUAAACAUACUACUUAAAUUAUUCUAGCAACUGAUACAAAUUACAAAUAAAUUAUUAUUUAUAUCUAAGUACUAUUAAAAUAACACAACGUUUAAACAAA